CAGAAGAUGGAGAUCCAUUUGCCCAGUGUGCCGAUGAUGAAAAUCCUCUCCUAUCUGGAUGCCUUCAGUUUGCUCCAGGUUGCCCAAGUGAACAAGAGCUGGAAUACAGUGGCAAGCAGUGAUGUCCUAUGGAGAAAGUUCUGUCAGAAGAGAUGGCUCUUCUGUGACAAGGUCAACCUUCAAUUCCUGGGCACAGAGACAUGGAAGCAGUUCUAUGUUUACAGAACAUGGCAAGAACACACCAAGUCCCGGGCAAAGCCAGAAGAUUUCACUUACAAGGAAAUUCCUGCAGAGUAUGGAGUUCGGGCAUAUGCAUGUUAUAUCUCAGGGUGUGGUUUAACAAGAAACAGAAAUGACAAGUCCAUUGUCUGUAUGGUGACUUCCGUGAACAGGAUUUCCACUUGGGAUAUUCAUGAGGGCGUUAUGACCUGGGAAAGCCCAGGACAUCCCGCUGUUAUCAUGCGUUUGACUACCCUUCCUGAGAUGCACAUGGCGGUCACUGUAGAUAUAGAAUCAACUAUCAAACUGUGGGACUAUCAGAACAGGGAAGCUCUGGCAACAAACAACCUGUCCUCUCCCUGUCAAUUACUGAAAGCGGUGGAUACCAAGGAUGGCCCGAUUGUCUUGGCAGGAGAUACGCUGGGUAACCUCUAUGUCUUUAGGAUUCCCGACUUACACCUUAUUUCCAGAGUCAAUGUGUUCCCAUACAGUAUUGAUGAAAUCUACUGCUCUCCUCAGAAGAAAUGGGUCUUUCUGAAUCAGAAACACCCACAAAUCUUGCCAAAGGUGUUUUACAUGAGCAGCUUACUGAGGACAUCAGAAUUCUCUGCUCCUGUGUCUACCAAUCUUGACUUUUCAUGUUGUGAAAGAGCCUUCUGGACCCCAAGAAGAGAAGACAGGAUAACAAUGAUGUCCAGAAGUGCCCCCCCAAUAAACACAAAAUUUGUCACAUUUGAUAUGAAGCUGGAAAAGAUUGGGACUGAAACAAUUGCUAAAGGACAUUUGAUUGCAAGAUUCUCGUUGAAAGAUUACAAGGAGAGACCAGAAUGGAUGGGAGUCAGUGAUAAGUACAUGAUUGUUUGUUCAACUCUGUCCUGUCUGCUGCUCUUCAGCAUGAAUGGUUUUCGUCUGCAGACAUUUCAGUACGGCCCUGAAGAGAUCGUGAGCCUGUGGGUGGACCCUGUUCAUGUCAUUGUCACCCUUUAUGAUGGCUCUUUGGAUGUGUACGCGUGGAAGGAGAGAACCCCGUUGCUUAGGAGGUGUUAUCGGCUGCAAAACAGAAAAUGUCUGCCACCACAAAGCCUCAUUUUCAGAACGCUAUGUGACGACGUGAGCAUCAUUCGAGUGAUGAGAAAUAGUCCCGCCCCCUGCUUUUUAAUGGCAUAUACCUUGAAAGCUGAUUUUGAAAACUGAGUGGGUUGUGUGUCCUCUUCCUCAGUGAUAAUAAAAUCUAUUUG
Messenger RNA from Apodemus sylvaticus (European woodmouse), 1457 nucleotides. Its product is annotated as F-box/WD repeat-containing protein 15-like. NCBI's taxonomy places the organism in Eukaryota, Metazoa, Chordata, Mammalia, Rodentia, Muridae. Gene Ontology annotation, molecular function: protein binding. The transcript has 10 exons. The record is from RefSeq and is a predicted model, not a curated record. The coding region runs from base 7 to 1413 and encodes 468 amino acids.